This is a messenger RNA of Paramecium tetraurelia, 3483 nucleotides long. RefSeq lists its product as uncharacterized. Gene Ontology annotation, biological process: microtubule-based movement. Gene Ontology annotation, cellular component: dynein complex. The record is from RefSeq and is a predicted model, not a curated record. Lineage: Eukaryota; Ciliophora; Oligohymenophorea; Peniculida; Parameciidae. Gene Ontology annotation, molecular function: dynein light intermediate chain binding; ATP binding; minus-end-directed microtubule motor activity. The transcript has a single exon.
AUGUAGAUUGUACCUAACUUCAAAAGAAAAGUGUUACAAUUAUAUGAGAUGAUCAAUUGUAGACAUGGACUUAUGUUGGUUGGAUAGACUAUGAGUGGCAAAACCUCUUGUUAUUAAGUAUUAGCGUCUACUUUAACCCAUUGUCAUAAAAAUGGGUUAUAGGAUGAGAGAUGUGUUCAAUAUCAUGUGUUAAAUCCGAAGUCUAUAACUUUGAACUAAUUAUACGGAUACUCUGAUCCUGUCAGUAAGGAAUGGACGGAAGGAGUAUUGGGUGAGAUAUAUCGUAAAUGUGCUACAUCCACUUCUUAGGAUAGACAAUUUUUGGUUUUUGAUGGCCCUGUAGAUGCUGCAUGGAUUGAAAAUAUGAAUACAGUCUUAGACGAUAAUAAGAAAUUGUGUUUAAUGAGUGGAGAGACCAUUGCAAUGACUGAUCGAAUGACAAUUAUCUUUGAAGUUCAAGAUUUAACAUAGGCUUCUCCUGCAACUGUGAGUAGGUGUGGUAUGGUAUAUUUAUAGCCUGACCAAUUGGGAUGGUUUAAUGUAUUUUUGAACAAAUUACAAGAAAUUUAAAAUAUAGAUUAAAGUAUUCUUAUGAGAAUUUCAGAUCUCUUUGAAACCAUAGUUGACAAGGCUCAAAAAUUCAUUAAAUAAAAGUGCCAUGAAUAUGAAUCAGUACCAGAGAACUCGUUUUGCAUUCAUACCUUAUCUAUGCUCAUUCAAUUGAUUUAGACUUAUCCUGAAGUUUUAAGAAAGUAAACAGAUCCUAGCAUUCUGAUUGAUGCAUUCUUCAUAUACUCAGUUGUAUGGACAGUUGGCAGUUCCGUCGAUGAGAUAGGUAGAAAACAUUUUGAUUAAUAUCUCAAAAAACUAAUUAAGGAACCUCUCAGAAAUGAGAAUAAAAAAGAUGUUGUCAUCAAAAUAGACAAGUAAUCCUAAAUCCCAGAAUUAUCUAAUACAAAUAUCUAUGAUUUCUUCUAUGAUCCUGAGUUACUCAAAUGGAGAAUGUGGAAGGAACUUCUUAAAGAUUCUUAAAUUCCAGAAAACAUAGCCUAUUAAGAGAUCCUUGUUGAGACCUCUGAAUCCCUCAGAAUUACAUCCAUUAUUGACAAAUGCAUAAAUCGUCACUCUCCAUUACUGAUAAUCGGCCCAAGUGGAGUUGGUAAAACCUGUUACAUCCGAAAACAUAUCUCAACAUUGCAAAACUACUUAAAUAUUUUUGUCAAUUUCUCAGCUACCACAAGUGCAAACAAAACUCAAAUGAUUAUUGAUUCUAAGGUAGAAAGGAAAAGGAAAGGUUUCUAUGGACCCCCAUUGGGUUUCAUCGGAUUAAUUUAUAUCGAUGACAUGAAUAUGCCUGCUCCUGACAAGUAUGGCACGCAAGCUCCUCUGGAAUUGAUACGACAAUUCUUAGGUACCAAAGGAUGGUAUGGAAAUGAUAGACAAUUCAUGCAUAUAUUGGAUUGCAACGUUAUUGCAUCUAUGGGAUUACCAGGAGGUGGAAGAAGCUUUGUUUCUCAAAGAUUGUUGAGAUUCUUUUAGAUUGUGUCCAUUGUCACUCCUGACACCAACAAUAUUGUACACAUCUUCACUUCCAUCAUCUCUUGGCAUUUGAAUAACAUCAAAAUCGAAAACACAGAUAAUGACAUUAGGAAGAGUUUCCAAUAUGCAAUCGAAGCUACAAUUGAUUUAUAUAAUUAGAUUCGAGAUUAAUUAAAGGCAACUCCAAAAAAGUCAUGGUAUAUCCUUAAUAUGAGAGACAUCAGUCGAGUAGUUCAAGGGAUGACUUUAGUGAUGAAUGCCAAAGAGUUGUCACUUGAUCAUAAGAAAGUUCAGAGAUUAUGGCUUCAUGAAACCACAAGAACCUUUUUUGAUAGAUUGGAAUAGGUUGAUCAUGAACAAUAUUCAUUAAUGUUGGCAAACUCAAUUAAACUAAAAUUAAGAGAUGAUCUAAAACACAUGAUUAAACCAUAUGAUGAUGUUGCGACUACUAAAUACAAUAUAAAGAGUUAUGUUUGGUCAGACAUUCUUUCAGAAGAACCCAAUGUUUCAGAAAGGAAAUACACAGAAGUGAUGUCAUCAACUAGAGUGUAUUCAAAAUUGCAAUUCUAUUUGGAAGAUCUUAAUUCCAAUACAAAAAAGCCAUUGAAUUUGGCAUUAUUUGAUUAUUGUGUUGAGCAUCUCUUAAGAAUCCAAAGAGUCUUAAAUAUGACUUAAGGUCAUUUGUUAUUGAUUGGUUUGGGAGGCUCUGGAAGAUAGAGUCUCACUAGAUUGGCAUGUUUUAUUAGAGAAUAGGAAUUCUUACAAAUUGAGGUAGGCAAAGGAUAUACUUAUGAACAAUGGAAAGAAACAAUGUAGAAAUUAAUGAUAAAUGCUGGGGCAGACAAUAAGGAGAUAACUCUUUGUAUUUCAGAUUCAUAAAUCAAGAAACCAUUUAUUUUAGAGGAUGUUAACAAUCUACUAAAUACAGGUGAUAUUCCUAAUCUCUUUGGAUAGGAAGAUUUCAUUCCAUAAAUAGAUAAAUUGAGAUUGAAAGCAAAGAAGGAAGGCAAAUAGUAGUUGUUUGAUAAUGGGAAUAAUGCGCAAUUCUAUGAUUAUUUCAUUGAAUGUGUGAAGAAGAAACUCCACGUCGUUUUGGCAAUGAGUCCCAUAGGGGAUACUUUAAGAUCAAGAAUACGUAUGUUUCCAAGCAUCGUAAAUUGUGCAACAAUCGAUUGUUUCCAUUAAUGGCCUGAAGAUGCUUUAGAGGCUGUGGCUAGAAAGUUCUUAGAGGAUAUACAAAUCAAGGAUAGUCAAUAAAGAUUAUUGGUUGCCUAGUGCAAAUAUAUGCAUUCCUCAUUACAGACUAUUAGUGAGUAAUUCAAAUCUCAAGAAGGAAGACACAAUUAUGUUACUCCUAGUAGUUACUUUGAGUUAUUGAAGACAUUUUAAGCUGUUUUGCAUGUAGAGAAGACUAAGUUGGAAGAUACUAGAAAUAUGUAUAAGAAUGGAGUCACAAAACUUGAUCAAACUUCAGAGGAAGUUAAGAGAAUGGAGGCAGAAUUGAUUGAAAAAUAACCUAAAUUAGUUGAAAUGAAUAUUGAAGCCAGUAAGUUGGCAGUUAUUAUCAAAUAAUAAGCAGAUGCUAUGGAACCUAAGAGAUUGUAAGUACAAUAAGAGGAGGCUCGAGUUUCAGAAUGUGUUAAGGAGGCUGAAAUAAUCAAUUAAGAAUGCGAGAAGGAAUUAUCUGUGGCAAAGCCUAAAUUAAAAUAAGCUGAAGAAGCUUUAAAUACCCUAUCUCCUGCUGAUAUUAAUUCAAUUAAGGCUAUGUUGAAACCACCCAUCACUGUUAAGUUGGUGAUGGAAUCUGUUUGUGUCUUGUGUGGAGUUCCUCCUAUUAGUAUGCCUAAACCUGAGAAUCCAAAAGAAAGAUUUAUGGAUUAUUGGGAGGCGAGUAAGAAGUUUUUAGCAGAUAAGGAUUUCCUAUAAAAAGCUGAUUGGCUAUGA